UAGUACUCCACAUAUAGAAAGUUAUUAGAAGAAUCUAUGGAUACUCACAAGCAGCUGAAUAUGAACUUUUCUAACACUAAUAUAAAUAAUAAUACUACAGAAUUAGUUGAUGAAGAAGAAGACAUACCUCUUCCAGGGUUUCGAUUUCAUCCGUUGGAUGAAGAACUCGUCGGAUUCUAUCUGCUUCGAAAAGUUGAGAAGAAACCACUUAGUAUCGAACUUAUCAAGGAGAUCGACAUCUACAAAUACGAUCCAUGGGAUCUUCCAAAAGGUAAUAGUAGUGGAGAGAAAGAAUGGUACUUCUUUUGCAGAAGAGGAAGGAAGUAUAGGAACAGCAUAAGACCUAACAGAGUGACUGGAUCGGGUUUCUGGAAAGCUACUGGCAUUGAUCGUCCGAUUUACUCAAGUGACGGAACAGUCUGCAUAGGCCUCAAGAAGUCUCUUGUUUAUUACCGUGGUAGUGCUGGUAAAGGGACCAAAACCGAAUGGAUGAUGCAUGAGUUUCGUCUUCCUCCUCCUCUUUCAGACAAUGAAAACGGCAAACAAAUAGACGAUAAAUCUCUUCAAGACGCUGAAGUUUGGACAUUGUGUAGAAUUCUAAAAAGAUCUCCAAGCUGCAAAAAAACCUUACCCGAAUGGAAAGAAGCGUCUACCAAAAAAUCACAUCAGCCGGUGGUUGAUCAAACAAGUAGCGGAGAUUCUGAUUACGAUAUGCAAAGUUACAUUAGCUUUCAAACUCCUCAAAUCGACGAAAAGAAACCUUUCGUUCAUAAUCAUCAUCACCAACACCAAUACUACCAUGAUCAGACGAAUUACCACUUGAUGAUUCAUCAAGGUCAUCAACAGCUUGCCACGACGUCCUCUGAUCUACCACAAUCUACAUCGGCAUCAUGCUCCAGCUUUUCGGGUCUAGCUGAUGUGAACGAGUUUGUUAAGACUGGAGAAUGGGACGAUUUGAGAUCAGCCGUGGAUCAGUUUUCUGUUGGUGAUCCUUUUUUCUUCAUGUAGUCAUUAAUGCAGGGUUUUAUGCAUAUUAUUGUGCAUGGAAAAUCAUAUAUAUAUAUAUAUAUAUAUAUACAGACUUUGUAUCAACUAGAUAGCUAUACACUGCAACCAUUUCAUGAUGAUAUAUAUUUUUUGGGGUUGUAAAGUAUAACCAAUA
Molecule: messenger RNA, 1162 nt
Organism: Erigeron canadensis
Lineage: Eukaryota; Viridiplantae; Streptophyta; Magnoliopsida; Asterales; Asteraceae
Product: transcription factor JUNGBRUNNEN 1
Exons: 3
Coding region: 37-1008 (323 amino acids)
Biological process (GO): regulation of DNA-templated transcription
Molecular function (GO): DNA binding
Source: RefSeq, a predicted model, not a curated record